UACAAGAUGGCGGUCUGUGGACGUUAGCAAGAAGGCCGUUGGAGUUGUUGUGUUCUCUGUGAAUUUUACUGUUUGACAAUAGGCCUCCUGCUGAGCUGUUUCACAUCGCGAACGUAAUAUGUUGAGGAAAUAGCGACUGGUACAUUUCACUGCUGCUGUGAACUUUACUCAGACGUGCAUGUUUUGUAACAUGCGGGUGGGAACAAAGUUAACAGGUCGAGGGUAGGAAAACACCAGACGGGGUGAGGUGAUAGCCUGUUAGCAGCCUGCUAGCCUGCUAGCUCCGACUCGGUUAACCAUGUCGGACACUCGGCGGCGAGUGAAAGUAUAUACGCUAAACGAAGACCGGCAGUGGGAUGAUCGGGGUACCGGACACGUUUCGUCUACGUUUGUUGAACGGCUGGAGGGAAUAUCGUUAUUAGUUCGGGCCGAAUCGGACGGAUCUCUGCUGUUGGAGUCGAAGAUAAGCCCAAAUACUGCAUAUCAGAAACAACAGGACACACUGAUUGUCUGGUCGGAAGCAGAUAAUUAUGACCUUGCCCUAAGUUUCCAGGAAAAGGCAGGCUGCGAUGAGAUCUGGGAGAAGAUUUGCCAGGUUCAAGGCAAGGACCCUGCCCUGGACAUCACACAGGACCCCAUCGAUGAGUCGGAGGAGGAGCGCUUUGAGGAGAUCCCUGAGACAAGCCACCUGGUGGAGCUCCCUCCUUGUGAACUAAGCCGACUGGAGGAGAUCGCUGACUUGGUGACCUCUGUCCUGUCUUCGCCCAUCCGGAGGGAAAAACUCGCUCUGGCCCUGAUGAGCGAGGGCUACAUCAAGAAACUCCUGGGUCUCUUCAGAGUAUGUGAGGACCUGGACAACAGGGAAGGUCUGCAUCACCUCUACGAGAUCGUGCGGGGAGUCUUGUUCCUCAAUAAAGCGGCCCUGUUUGAGGUGAUGUUCUCUGAUGACUGUAUCAUGGAUGUGGUGGGCUGCCUUGAGUACGACCCGGCGCUGGUUCAGCCUAAGCGGCACAGGGAAUUCUUGACCAAGACAGCAAAGUUUAAGGAGGUGAUCCCUAUCACGGACUCUGAGCUGCGGCAGAAGAUCCACCAGACCUACCGGGUGCAGUACAUCCAGGACAUCAUCCUGCCCACGCCGUCUGUUUUUGAGGAGAACUUCCUGUCCACACUAACCUCCUUCAUCUUUUUCAACAAGGUGGAGAUUGUCAGUAUGUUGCAGGAAGAUGAAAAGUUCCUAACAGAGGUCUUUGCACAGCUCACAGAUGAAGCCACAGAGGACAGUAAAAGGAGAGAGCUUGUGAACUUUGUCAAGGAAUUCUGUGCUUUUUCACAAACGUUGCAGCCACAAAACAGGGACGCUUUCUUCAAAACUCUGGCAAAUCUAGGCAUUUUACCUGCUCUUGAAAUAGUCAUGGGAAUGGAUGACCUGCAGGUGAGGGCAGCAGCUACAGACAUCUUCUCUUACCUGGUGGAAUUCAGCCCCUCCAUGGUCCGGGAGUUUGUCAUGCAGGAGCCACAGCAGACAGACGACGAUGUUCUGCUGAUAAAUGUUGUGAUCAAGCAGAUGAUAUGUGACUCCGACCCUGAGUUAGGAGGAGCCGUCCAGCUGAUGGGUCUGCUCAGGACGCUCAUCGACCCUGAGAACAUGCUGGCUUCCACCAAUAAAACGGAGAAGACAGAAUUUCUGAGUUUCUUCUACAAAUACUGCAUGCAUGUUCUGACUGCUCCUCUGCUGGCCAACACUGCACAUGACAAAAACUCAAAAGAUCUGCAGGAGGGAUCAACUAAGAUCAACCCGGUCUGUCCAGAUAACUUUCAGACUGCUCAGCUGCUGGCGCUGAUCCUGGAGCUUCUGACCUUCUGUGUGGAGCACCACACCUACCACAUCAAGACCUACAUCAUGAACAAAGACCUGCUCAGGAGAGUGCUGGUGCUCAUGAACUCAAAACACACCUUCCUUGCUCUUUGUGCCCUGCGUUUCAUGCGCAGGAUCAUUGGUCUCAAGGAUGAGUAUUACAAUCGCUACAUCAUCAAAGGGAACCUGUUUGAGCCUGUCAUUAACGCCCUGCUGGACAACGGCACCCGAUACAACCUCCUCAACUCAGCCAUCAUAGAGCUCUUUGAGUUCAUUAAAGUGGAGGAUGUCAAGUCUCUCAUAGCUCACAUUGUGGAUAACUUCUACAAAGCACUUGAAUCCAUUGAGUACGUCCAGACUUUCAAGGGCCUAAAAGGCCGUUAUGAGCAGGAAAAAGACAGGCAGAGUCAGAGACUCAACAGAUAUCGCAGAGAUGCACGGUCAAUGGACGAGGACGAGGAGUUGUGGUUCAAUGACGACGACGAUGAUGAUGAUGGAGAGGCUGUGGAGAAGAGCCGAAUGGAGGAUGACUUCUCUGACAGCUACGGCAAGUACAUGGAAGCCAAAAAAGGAGCUGCCAACGGAGCAAAUGGUGCCAACAAUAACGGGAAAGCUGCUGUAAUCCCACCUGCCUCACCAGCCGUCACUCCAAACAACAGUUCAACUUCUUCUGUCAAAACAGUUGCUCUUCCUGCGACACCAGUGGUGAAGACUGCUCUGGUUGGUUUGGUGGACUACCCUGACGAUGAGGAUGACGAGGAAGAAGACGAGGAGGAAGAGCAGUCUCCAACAAGGAAGCGUCCCCGUCUCAGCUCUUAAGGCUAACUGUCCUCUGUUUGGUCGUAGUGGACGGACACCGAGUCCCUCCCAUCCUCCCUCCUCUGGUCGUCUCAUUGGUCCUUGGCCUGCCUGUGCCACCUGCCCGUCUCACUGAGGAGACGGGCAAAGACGAGCUCCCACCUCACCCAGUCCCUCCUGAUCUCUGCUCCUCUUUUGUCCCUCAGUGGAAGGAGAUGGAGAGCUUGUCUUUUGGAAAAAAAAGACAAAUCAGUCUGUUGAUUUUACCUCUUACUUUCACCAACAGCCUCCCCCUGGAGAUCCCAAAAUCUCCUUUUCCUCCUCCCCAGGAGAAACUCAUCAUCCCUCCUCUCUGUCGUCACACUCUUCCUGCUCUGACCUCCUCCUGAACAACUUUCUCCUCCUCAUCCACCAUCCUACGUAACAACCAGAGACGCUGCGGUGGAUGUAACAGUGCCAAGGCGGUUCCUAACUCUGCUCUGUUGCUAUAGCAACAGUAGCAAGGAAACUGCGGUACUCGAGCAACCCCACAGGAACCCUCACACGUCCUCAUUUGAACUCUCCCUUCCAUCCGUCUCGAACCCGAACCGAUGAGCUCCAGAGACAGAGGAAGCCAGAACACAACCAGCCAGCGUACGAACUGUUCAGCAGGCCAGUCAGGCUAGCAGGACUAGCCGUCAUAGUUAUAGAAAGCUUGACUGGCUGAAGCAGCGUGUGCCGCCGUGCCACAGAACUGUUCACUUUUGUCGGAGAUUGAGGGAUCUAGGCAACACGGAAGAAUUAUGACAAAACGUUGAGAGACGAGGGAGGUCACAAAUGAUGAAAACUCAACAGUACUGAGGCUUAGAUUCAGAGGAGCAGGACUCAAACCUUCAGAAGCCAUGGCGUCAGUUUGGCCAAGGCACACACAAAACACACACACACAUACACACGACGUCUCAGACACACACACACACACACACACACACACACACACACACACACACACACGACGUCUCACACACAGGACUGCGUUUGCCAGAGAUCCUGUAUUUCAUGACUUUGUUAAAAAGUACUGUACAGAUGUUUUAUUUUCUUUUUAAUCAUUUUUUUCCUUGAUCUGAUUUUCAAAGGGGGGAGAGAGAUACCUACCUGCCUGUGUAUUUUUGUUGUCGUUGCACAAAAGGUGGGGUCACUGUUCACCCUUUCAGUCCAGUUCAUUUGAUUCAAUGUAAAAUGCAGAGAAGUUGCAAAUGCUGGUUUUAAUAAUAACGUAUUAAAACUGCAGUAAAGUCAUUUUUGCAGCCACA
Molecule: messenger RNA, 3942 nt
Organism: Plectropomus leopardus (leopard coralgrouper)
Lineage: Eukaryota; Metazoa; Chordata; Actinopteri; Perciformes; Serranidae
Gene: ppp4r3b
Product: protein phosphatase 4, regulatory subunit 3B
Biological process (GO): DNA damage response; protein dephosphorylation
Cellular component (GO): nucleoplasm; protein phosphatase 4 complex
Molecular function (GO): protein phosphatase activator activity
Source: RefSeq, a predicted model, not a curated record